Messenger RNA from Chlamydomonas reinhardtii, 1899 nucleotides. RefSeq lists its product as uncharacterized. Lineage: Eukaryota; Viridiplantae; Chlorophyta; Chlorophyceae; Chlamydomonadales; Chlamydomonadaceae. The transcript has 10 exons. The record is from RefSeq and is a predicted model, not a curated record. Gene Ontology annotation, molecular function: hydrolase activity, acting on ester bonds. The coding region runs from base 234 to 1442 and encodes 402 amino acids. Gene Ontology annotation, cellular component: cytoplasm.
GAUUCGACGCAGUGGCCAGCAGCGCAAAACCAGGGCAUCGCGGCCGCUUUCGAGUAAGUUCGGAGCACAAAACAUCAACCGCUUUAACCGACCGGAAUGUUCCCUGGUUCUUGAUCCAACGGGAGGCGCGCUUGACAAUGCAUAUAAAUACGGGCGAACAUGACUGAAUUGUCCAAUCACAAACAACGACUCACCUACUCCGCCCAACACUUAAGCUGUUGGUUUCAGUUGACAUGAUGAUGCAGCGGAAGUCUCUGCUCCUUGCCGUCGCGGCUCUGGCCGCGCUGGCUGUGUGCGCGUCGGCCGGCUACACGCGCCCGCCGCCUCCUCGUCGUUCGCCGCCGCGCAUGGCUGCGGGCCCUCAGGUUUAUGGUCCCCCGAUGACCAAUGCUUGGCUCAAGAUGCCCGCGAACGGCCGCUUCCGCAUCCUGCAGGUCGCCGACGUGCACUACCAGAACGGCGCCAGCACCGGCUGCCAGGACAUCCUGCCCGAGCAGAACCCCUGCAGCGAUGUCAACUCCACCGCCCUGCUGACCGCCAUGAUUAAGAAGGAGCAGCCCAACCUGGUCGUGUUCACGGGUGACAACGUGUGGUACCCCGGCAACACCGACAUCGUGGCUGCCCAGGCCGCGCUGACCAAGCCCCUGAACGACGCCGGCGUCCCCUACAUGCUGACCUUCGGCAACCACGACUGCGAGUCUGAGGACUGCCGCUCCCAGUUGAUUGAUGCCGACAUGAAGCAGCCCUACUCGCUCACCGUGGCCGGCCCCAAGGAGCUGCACGGCAAGGGCAACUACGCCUACACCGUGACCGGCACUGACGGCAAGCCCGCCUUCGCCGUCUACGUGAUGGAUGGUGGUGCCUACCUGUCUGAGUUCCCCGGCAGCUACGACUUCAUCCACCCCGACCAGGUCCAGUGGUACAACGAGACCUCGAUGGCGCUGGAGAAGGCCGCCGGCCGCAAGGUGCCGGGCGUUGCCUUCACCCACAUCCCCAUGCCCGAGUACGACAGCGCCUUCAUCUGCAACCUGCCUGCCAACACCACCGGCAUCUCCAUCGGCACGGUGAACGACUUCGGCGCCAAGUCCAAGAGCGGCAUGGGCAAGGCGCUCGCCAACAACUGCACCUCUGGCACCACCUUCGGUGUGUUCCAGGAGGGUGUCUACAGCGCCAACGUGAACGGUGGCCUGUUCAGUGCCAUGGCCAUGCGCGGCGACAUCAAGAUGGUCAACGUGGGCCACGACCACGUCAACGACUUCUGCACCCCCUUCUACGGCAUCCAGCUGUGCUACGGCGGCGGCUUCGGCUACCACGCCUAUGGCAAGGCCGGCUGGCCCCGCCGCGCCCGCACCAUCGACCUGUACCAGAACGGCACCGUCCACACCUACAAGACCCUGGACUCCUGGGGCGCCUACGCCGAGAUUGACCACCAGAGCUUCUAAGCUAUCACAUCGGACUAAUGCUGCUGUCCAUCUGGGCACCAGCAGUUGCCCUCUGUGGAGGAGCGUACAUAGCUGGGGGAUCAACACUCGGGACAGGCUCUCAUUCAGUUUUUGACGUACAUAUGGCCUUUGCCCGCGUGAUUUGUGAAUAAGGAAUGCGACCAAGCCUGAUGGCAUGUCGCAGAGGGGCAGUCGCGCCACCGCGUGAGCGUACAUAGUAUAGAUUGCAUGAGCAGGGGGGUGCGUGACAGGGCGCGCCGAUGCAUGUGCACGUAUGAACGGAAGGAACAGGGCAAGAGGCCUGAGGCCAACAGUAUACGGUAUGCAAGCUAUGAUGCGUGAAGACAGGAAGUGCAAGAGGGCUGCCCAGAGGUUUUGUGCCUACGCCAUGCUGAGGUCAUGGAAAGCCUACCGGAUUUCACCACAUCUGGGCCCAGCGUUGUAACACACCUCGCUG